Plectropomus leopardus (leopard coralgrouper) is the source of this 309-nucleotide messenger RNA. Lineage: Eukaryota; Metazoa; Chordata; Actinopteri; Perciformes; Serranidae. The record is from RefSeq and is a predicted model, not a curated record.
GAUACACAAGGAUUCAUUGUAAACCGCCUAAUUAUUCCCUACCUGUUUGGGGCCGUUUGGCUGCAUGAGAAAGGUUAUGGAUCCAUUGAGGACAUUGAUACUGCCAUGAAACUUGGUGCUGGUUAUCCUAUGGGACCAUUUGAGCUUAUGGAUAAUUUAGGAAUAAAAACUCUACAGUCCAUCAUGUAUGUUUGGUCGAACGCGAACCCUGGCAACCCACUCUUUGCCCCGAGUGAACUGCUCAACAAGUUGGCUGAGGAGGGAAAAUGGGGCAAAAAGACAGGAGAAGGAUUCUACAAGUAUAAGUAA